This is a messenger RNA of Budorcas taxicolor (takin), 2492 nucleotides long. It is a transcript of the gene E4F1, whose product is annotated as E4F transcription factor 1. Gene Ontology annotation, biological process: regulation of transcription by RNA polymerase II. Gene Ontology annotation, molecular function: DNA-binding transcription factor activity, RNA polymerase II-specific; RNA polymerase II transcription regulatory region sequence-specific DNA binding. The record is from RefSeq and is a predicted model, not a curated record. Gene Ontology annotation, cellular component: nucleus. Lineage: Eukaryota; Metazoa; Chordata; Mammalia; Artiodactyla; Bovidae. The transcript has 14 exons. The coding region runs from base 1 to 2346 and encodes 781 amino acids.
AUGGAGGGCGCGAUGGCAGUGCGGGUGACGGCCGCGCAUACGGCAGAAGCCCGGGCCGAAGCCGGGCGGGAAGCGGGCGAGGGCGGGGUCGCGGCGGCGGCGGCCUUGGCCCCUGGUGGCUUUCUCGGCCUCCCGGCGCCCUUCAGCGAGGAAGAUGAGGAUGACGUACACAGAUGCGGCCGCUGCCAGGCAGAGUUCACCGCCCUGGAGAACUUCGUUCAGCACAAGCUCCAGAAGGCCUGCCAGCGGGCGCCUCAGGAGGCCCUGCCCGCCACCCCGGCGGCUGCGCUGCUGGGUCGGGAGGUGGCGCCAGGAGCGGCCGGCUCAGAGGAGCCCAUCACCGUGGCCCACAUCGUGGUGGAGGCAGCCACACUCGCAGGAGACAUCAACCACUCGCCUGACAUAGUUGGAGGCGGACACAUCAAAGAGGUCAUCGUGGCCUCAGAGGCGGAGCCGGGGGACAGUGAGGUGGCCGAGGGCCCAGGCAGCCCCAGCCGGCGGGGGCCCGGGAUCGCUGCGGAGGGCGAGCAGACCCAGGUCAAACUGCUGGUGAACAAGGAUGGCCGCUACGUGUGCAUGCUUUGCCACAAGACCUUCAAGACGGGCAGUAUCCUCAAGGCCCACAUGAUCACGCACAGCAGCCGCAAGGACCACGAAUGCAAACUGUGUGGGGCCUCCUUCCGGACCAAAGGCUCGCUCAUCCGGCAUCACCGGAGGCACACAGACGAGCGCCCCUAUAAGUGUGCCAAGUGUGGGAAGAGCUUCCGGGAGUCGGGGGCACUGACCCGGCACCUGAAGUCUCUCACCCCGUGUACAGAGAAAAUCCGCUUCAGCAUGAGCAAAGACGUGGUCGUCGGCAAAGAGGACGUGCCCGCAGGGUCCGGUGCCUCCACUGUGGGGGCUGUCACCCCGUCGUCGGUGGCAGGUGAGCCCAUGGAGACGUCGCCGGUGAUUCACCUGGUGACAGAUGCCAAGGGCACCGUCAUCCAUGAAGUCCACGUCCAGAUGCAAGAGCUUCCCCUGGGCAUGAAGGCCCUCGCCCCGGAGCCCACCGGCCCCCAGGAGCUUCCCUGCUCCAGUGAGGGUGGCCGAGAGAACCUUCUGCACCAAGCCAUGCAGAACUCCGGCAUUGUCCUCGAGCGGGCCCCAGGGGAGGAGGGGACCUUGGGGCCAGCCACCCCCACCGUGUCCAAUCCCCAGUCGCCAGGAGACGCUGCCCCGGAACUGCCGCUGCUAGAGGUGGAGCAGGCGGAGACACAGGUGGCUGGCGAGGCCUUGUCUGUGCCCAGGACCCACCCGUGCCCUCAGUGCAGUGAGACCUUCCCAACGGCAGCCACCUUGGAGGCCCACAAAAGAGGCCAUGCAGGGCCGAGGCCCUUCAUGUGCCCGCAGUGUGGCAAGGCCUUCCCCAAGGCCUACCUGCUCAAGAAGCACCAGGAGGUCCACGUGCACGAGCGCCGCUUCCGCUGUGGCGACUGCGGGAAGCUCUACAAGACCAUCGCCCACGUCCGUGGCCACCGGCGCGUCCACUCAGAUGAGCGGCCCUAUCCCUGUCCUGAGUGCGGCAAGCGCUACAAGACCAAGAAUGCCCAGCAGGUGCAUUUCCGGACACACCUGGAGGAGAAGCCGCAUGUGUGCCCGUUCUGCAGCCGCGGCUUCCGGGAGAAGGGCUCGCUGGUGCGGCACGUGCGGCACCACACAGGCGAGAAGCCUUUCAAGUGCUACAAGUGUGGCCGUGGCUUCGCCGAGCAUGGCACGCUCAACCGGCACCUGCGGACCAAAGGGGGCUGCCUGCUAGAGGUGGAGGAGCUGCUGGUGUCCGAGGAGAGCCCCACUGCGGCCGCCGCCGUCCUGACCGACGACCCACACACUGUGUUGGUUGAGUUCUCAUCCGUGGUAGCCGACACGCAGGAGUACAUCAUUGAGGCCACCGCAGAUGAUGCAGAGACCAGCGAAGCCACAGAGAUCAUCGAGGGCACCCAGACGGAGGUGGACAGUCACAUCAUGAAGGUGGUGCAGCAGAUAGUGCACCAGGCCAGCGCUGGGCACCAGAUCAUUGUGCAGAACGUGACCAUGGACCAGGAGGCGCGGCUGGGCCCGGAGGCGGCCGCCGCCGACACCAUCACCAUCGCCACCCCCGAAAGCCUGACGGAGCAGGUGGCCAUGACGCUGGCCUCGGCCAUCAGCGAGGGCACUGUGCUCACGGCCCGCUCGGGCACCAGUGGCGCCGAGCAGGCCACUGUGACCAUGGUUUCGUCCGAGGACAUUGAGAUCCUGGAGCAUGCUGGCGAGCUAGUUAUCGCCUCCCCGGAGGGCCAGCUUGAGGUGCAGACGGUCAUUGUCUAAGCACGGGCACCUGCAGGGGCUGGCGGGCCGGUCUGGGGCAGGAGCUGAGGACCUUGGGUUCCCUGCCCGUACUUGCCUGGCUGAGUACAGGCAAGAGGGGCUUAGAACUCAAGACUUUGAGAGGCGAUGCGGGAGUGUAAAUAGAG